Nicotiana tabacum (common tobacco) is the source of this 444-nucleotide messenger RNA. Lineage: Eukaryota; Viridiplantae; Streptophyta; Magnoliopsida; Solanales; Solanaceae. The record is from RefSeq and is a predicted model, not a curated record.
AUGGGGUUCUUAGAUACUGAGGCCAUUUGUGUGUGCGAGAUAUAUAAGGGGCUUCUAAGAGCAGAUUAUGGCAGAGAUUCACUAGUCAUGAUAUUCUAUUCACCCUGGAUUGACAAAGAUGUUAAGAGAGCACCAGAAACCCGGAGGAUUAGUUCAAAACAUAGAAGUUCCAACAUAGAAAUGGGAGAUGAUCAAUAUGGAUUUAUUAUAGGUUUGCCUCGUUCCUAUCAGAAGUUUGAUUCUAUUUGGGUAAUUGUUGACAUGCUUACGAAGUCAUCUCAUUUUCUACCUGUUAGAACCACUUAUGCGGCUGAAGAUUAUGCCAGGUUAUAUAUAAAUGAGAUAGUUCGACUUCAUGGAGUUCUGAUUUCUAUCGUAUAUGACAGAGGAUCCCAGUUUAUGGCUAACUUCUGGAGAUCCUUUCAGAGCAGUUUGGGUACUUAA